Sarcophilus harrisii (Tasmanian devil) is the source of this 2561-nucleotide messenger RNA. RefSeq names its product myelin associated glycoprotein (gene MAG). The record is from RefSeq and is a predicted model, not a curated record. Lineage: Eukaryota; Metazoa; Chordata; Mammalia; Dasyuromorphia; Dasyuridae. The transcript has 10 exons. The coding region runs from base 292 to 2163 and encodes 623 amino acids.
CCAAGGCCUAGACCCUGGGAUGGGGGAGGGGGAGCUGGAUGGGUGGACAGGCUGAAGCUGAGGGGACAGGAGAGAGGUCAGCGCAGUGAAUCCUGACGGCAAGGGAGCAGGGGCCGCUCUGGACGGGCUGGGCUGCUCUGCACUGACCCGGCUGGGAAGGGCUCUCAGGUCGGCCGGCUCGCGGCGUCAGGGUGGAAUAGAGGAGAUCCUUCAGGCGGCUCCAAGGACCCAGCAAAGAUCUGAUCUCUAAAGCAAGCUGCUGCCCCCCCCCAGUUGUUCCUGGGGAGCACCAUGAGGUAUCUCACUGCCCUGCCUCUCUUUUGGAUAAUGAUUGCAGCCUCAAGGGGCGGUCAGUGGGGGGCCUGGAUGCCCUCCACCAUCUCAGCCUUCGAGAGGACCUGCGUCUCCAUCCCGUGCCGAUUCGAUUUUCCCGAUGAGCUGCGACCUGCUGUGAUCCACGGCGUUUGGUACUUCAACAGCCCCUACCCCAAGAACUACCCACCGGUGGUCUUCAAAUCCCGGACCCACGUUGUCCACGAGAGCUUCCAGGGUCGAAGUCGGCUCCUGGGAGACCUGGGUCUCCGAAACUGCACCUUGCAACUCAUGCACCUGAGCCCAGAGCUAGGGGGCAAGUACUACUUCCGAGCGGACCUGGGAGGUUACAAUCAGUAUACCUUCUCUGAGCACAGCACGCUGGACAUCAUCAAUUCUCCCAGUAUUGUGGUGCCCCCCGAGGUGGUGGCAGGCACGGAAGUGGAGAUCAGCUGCAUGGUUCCCGAUAACUGCCCCGAGCUGCACCCAACACUGAGCUGGCUGGGCCAUGAUGGUCUGGGGGCUCCGGCCGUGCUGGGCAGAAUGCGGGAAGAUGGCGGGACUUGGGUGCAGGCAUCCCUGCUGCACUUUGUGCCCACUCGAGAGGCCAACGGGCACAGGCUCGGCUGCCAGGUCACCUUCCCCAACACUACCUUCCAAUAUGAGGGCUACGCCAGCUUGGACAUCAAAUACCCCCCUUUAAUCGUGGAGAUGAAUACCUCUGUGGAGGCCAUUGAGGGGUCACAGGUGAGCUUGCUCUGUGGGGCUGACAGUAACCCAACCGCUCUGCUGACCUGGAUGAGGGACGGGGCUGUACUCAGGGAGGCCGUGGCCAGGAGCUUGGCCCUGGAGCUGGAGGACCUGACGCCCCAGGAGGACGGCAUCUAUGCCUGCUUGGCUGAGAAUGCCUACGGGCAGGACAACCACACCGUGGGCCUCAGCGUCAUGUAUGCUCCCUGGAAACCUUCGGUGAAUGGGACCGUGGUGGCCGUGGAGGGCGAAGCCGUGUCCAUCCUCUGCUCCACGCAGAGCAACCCAGAUCCCAUUCUCACCAUCUUCAAGGAGAAGCAGAUUCUGGCCACAGUCAUUUAUGAGAGCCAGCUGCUGCUGGAGCUGCCGGCUGUCACUGCCGAGGAUGAUGGGGAAUAUUGGUGUGUGGCUGAAAACCAGUACGGUCAGAGAGCCAGUGCCUUCAACAUCUCCGUGGAGUUUGCCCCCGUGAUCCUUCUGGACUCCCACUGCGCGGCCGUGAGGGACAUGGUGCAGUGCGUCUGCGCCGUCAAGUCGAACCCGGAGCCGGCGGUGGCCUUCGAGCUGCCCUCUCGCAACGUGACGGUGAACGAGACGGAGAGGGAGUUCGUGUACUCGGAGCGCACGGGGCUCGUGCUCACCAGCAUCCUCACCCUCCGUGGGCAGGUGCAAGCCCCGCCCCGCGUCGUCUGCUCGGCUCGCAAUCUCUACGGCACCAAGACCCUGGAGCUGCCCUUCCAGGGAGCCAGUGAGGUGUGGGGAUCAGCACCUGGUGAGAGGCCCAGGGACUGGAGACCCCGGGUUCCCGCUGGGCCUGAUGGGUACUGCCCUCAUAGGAAGAACAUGGCUGAGAGCCCCAGCUUUGCAGGUGGGGAGAAUCCCCCAGUUCUGUUCAGCAGCGACUUCCGUAUUCCAGGGGUGCCAGAGAAAUCUGAGAGUGAGAGGCGCCUGGGCGCAGAGAGGAGGUUGCUGGGCCUUCGAGCAGAACCCCCCGAGCUGGACCUGAGCUACUCCCACGUGGACCUGGGGAAGCGCCCCACCAAGGAUAGCUACACCCUGACAGAGGAACUGGCUGAGUAUGCAGAGAUCAGGGUCAAGUGAGGGGCUGAGGGGCUGCCUGCCUCUUACCCUUGACCUCAGGACCCCCUACCCCAGACUCUCCCCGGUCACAGCCAUGAGUGGUUACUAGGGCUGGCCUCUGGCUCCUCUUCCUCUUAGGGCAAAGGGAGGGGGAAGGGAAGGGAGGGGAACAGAAUGAGGAAGGGGACCUAGUGGUCUCGCCUCCCCCUCCCAACCCCACCUCUUUCCAUUUCCUGGCUCUGCCCUCUCCCUCCCCACAUCAUGACUCCCCUCUAACCUCCUCCAUCCACCUUGUUCAUCAGUCAAGAGGGGAGUUCCUGUCUCUGUUAUUUAUUGCAACCCCAUCCCCCUUCUUCCUUUCUCCUAUGUGGCCCCAGGGUCUGUACAGAGGGAACACUAAAUAAAUGUCCUUGAGGCCA